This is a messenger RNA of Daldinia childiae, 1734 nucleotides long. RefSeq lists its product as uncharacterized. The transcript is spliced from 7 exons. Lineage: Eukaryota; Fungi; Ascomycota; Sordariomycetes; Xylariales; Hypoxylaceae. The record is from RefSeq and is a predicted model, not a curated record. Bases 1 to 1734 code for a protein of 577 amino acids.
AUGCGACUCAACCAAUAUCAACCACUUCUUCUCUCAUUACUCCUUCCCCUCGUCAUCGCCCACCCGUAUCCGCAAGCUGUUGUUAAAAAGGAUGCCGUCGCUUACACUACUACUUGGACCGAGACGAGAACCUACACUAGCACUAUCAGCUCAUUCCUAGGCGACUCGACCGCACCAGCAGGAGGGUCAGGCGAGCCCUGUGUACCACCCGAAGGAUCAGGGCAGAUCGCUUGCGGCGCCAUUUGCUGCGCCAAUUGGCAGUACUGCGCCUACGAAGGCCAAUGUUUGGCAAACGGUGGCGGUUCUUGGACUCAAUGGACCACCGUCGGCGUCGUCACCACUCAGUACUCGGCUCCUUACAGGGUUACCAGUGGUAGCACCGUUAUAGAGACCACCCCACCGACUACUACUACUGGCACCGUAGCCAGCGAAACUGCUUCGGCUACAACCACACCGGCUCCUGUCGCAACCACGAGCGGUUCAUUGAGCGGAGGUGCAAUUGCCGGUAUCGUUGUUGGUACUAUUGCUGGUGUAAUUCUACUACUGCUGCUAUGUUUCUGUUGCAUCGUCAGAGGCCUCUGGGGUGCGUUCGCCGGCCUUUUUGGCGGAGGCAAGAAGAAACGAGAGACGGAACGAAUCGAGAUCAUCGAAGAAGGAUACUCAAGGCGCGGAAGUAGACACGGUAGCACAUAUGCUGGAGGUGCAGGUGCAAGUGCAGCACGACCGGUUCACCGGACUUGGUUCGGGGGUGGAGGUGGUGGAGGUCGACCCACGUCGGCCGCCGCUAGAAAGGAGAAAUCGGGAGGCGGAGCGGGCUGGCUAGCCGCCGGCCUAGGCGCGACCGCGCUACUUCUAGGCUUGAGGAGAAGUGACAAGCAGCGCAGGACUAGCAGGGAGAAACCGCCGCGAGGCGAAAGUGACUUCAGUAGUUCGUACUAUACCGACUCUUAUACUGCAAGCAGCCCUACUCGGAUAGGAGAACACGCGAUACUCGACGUUCUAGAAACUCGAGAGGAACGAGAGCUUCAAGACCUUCACGAGCCUCCCGGGGGCCCUCGAGAAGAAGCUAAACGACCGACUCUAGCCUCCUUGCUCGUCUCCCUCUUGGCCUUUGCUGGACAUGCGUCGGCGGCAACGUGGUAUUUCCUCCGGUACUAUCCGGCGUCCGGACAGAAGUUCACGUCGUUCUCCGGAGACAUGACGAUCCCGGCUCUGCCGAAAGCCGGGACGUAUUACUUGUGGCCGGGGCUGCAGCCCACUGACAAUACUGGUGUAUACCAGAACGUACUUGAUGGGAGAAGUGGAACGUGGUGGAUCGGAUCAGGAUGGUGUUGUUCGAACCCUAAUCUUCCGUGGGGAAGCGGCUUUAACACCUACGCCAACGAAAAGGUCACGUUCAGCAACAAGCUAGACAGUAGCGGCUCGACGUGGACGUCGACUCUGACUCGGCAAUCCACGGGCGAAAAGGUGACGGACAGCUUCCCGUUGGCCGGUAAAUCGUUUAACCAAGCACUAUUUGCAAUCGAGCUUACCGGUGUCAACUGGGACUUUGGUCCUCUUGCGUUUUCGAAUAUCGUAAUUACAAGUACCGGUACCGACUCGAGCUGGUGCAACACAAAGCCCGAAAACUACAAUGGAGCAAGUGUAUACUCUAUUAGCGGUCUGAGUGCAAGUGUGAGCGGCAAUACGGUGACCUGCAAAAUCAAUUCUGUGAUUCUUCAGAAACCAGCUUAG